Messenger RNA from Terrapene triunguis (Three-toed box turtle), 815 nucleotides. It is a transcript of the gene KCNMB1, whose product is annotated as potassium calcium-activated channel subfamily M regulatory beta subunit 1. Gene Ontology annotation, biological process: potassium ion transport; detection of calcium ion. The transcript is spliced from 4 exons. Gene Ontology annotation, molecular function: potassium channel regulator activity; calcium-activated potassium channel activity. NCBI's taxonomy places the organism in Eukaryota, Metazoa, Chordata, Testudines, Emydidae. The record is from RefSeq and is a predicted model, not a curated record. Gene Ontology annotation, cellular component: membrane; voltage-gated potassium channel complex. The coding region runs from base 175 to 792 and encodes 205 amino acids.
UCCUGGAAAGGAAAGUUUUUAACUCUAGGUUUUGCUGUUUCAUCACUGGUGUGGAAAGGUUUUCACCUACCAGGAUCAGUCAAACAACACAAACUAUGUCAUGAGCUAAAGACGCCGAAAGAGCAGCAUUCGCCAGUGACUAACGAGAAAUCUCAGAAUCCAUAACACUAAAUCAUGUUGGGGAAAAAAUUGGUGACCUCACAGAAGCGAGGGGAGACCAGGGCAUUAUGCCUGGGACUAGGAAUGGUUGCAUGCUCAGUGAUGAUGUACUUUUUUAUUGGGAUCACAAUUAUGCCAUCCUACGUGAACAGUGUUUGGACCAAAGAAACUACAUGCAAACUGCUCAAAACCAACAUCAAGGACAAAGUCCAAUGCUCGUUCAACAAUGGUGCAGGCGACGAAAACAUUUUCCAGUAUCCUUGUCUAGAGGUGUUGGUUGAUUUGAACUUCUCAGGACAAGAGGUUAUGCUCUAUCAUAAUGAAGAAACACAGGAAAGAAAUCCCAAGUGCUCCUAUAUUCCACGAGACUUGAAGAACGACAAAGAAGUUAAAAUGCUAAUAGAAACUGCCGCAGAAAAUUUCCGAAAGCAUCAGACUUUCCCUUGUUAUUACGACCCAGAACAAAGACAGACAAGUGUCAUUUUAAUAAGGCUAUAUCCUCCAAAGGGCCUUUUCUUCGCUUUCCUCUGGCCUUCCCUUAUGUUGACUGGUGGAGUUCUGAUUAUCAUCAUGGUGAAAGUCAGUCAAUAUGUUUCUGUACUUUCUGCUUGGCAAUACAAAACAAACAUAUAAUGGUCCACAAAAAAACAAGCUGA